Molecule: messenger RNA, 2236 nt
Organism: Phasianus colchicus (ring-necked pheasant)
Lineage: Eukaryota; Metazoa; Chordata; Aves; Galliformes; Phasianidae
Gene: LAS1L
Product: LAS1 like ribosome biogenesis factor
Biological process (GO): maturation of LSU-rRNA; maturation of 5.8S rRNA
Cellular component (GO): Las1 complex; preribosome, large subunit precursor
Molecular function (GO): endonuclease activity
Source: RefSeq, a predicted model, not a curated record
CGCCGCCCUCAGGAGCGGAAGCUCAGCGCGGAGGACGGGCGGUAGCCGCGCCAUGUCGGGCAGCGCCGGGCCGGUGUGGCGCCGCGUCCGGCGGUCCUUUUCCCCCACCCGUAAACGGCUGAAGCCGCUGCGAACCGUGGUGGCGUGGAGGGGAAGGGCGGAAUGGGACCAGGUGAUGGUGGGGCUGUACUGCGGAGACAGCCGGCUGCAGCAGGAGGCGCUGGAUCGGGUGUCGGCCUGGAAGAGCCGAUAUGGCCCUAAAAUGCCUCUUGCAGUGGAUUGCACAGCUGAACUGAUUCGUUGCAAGGCCCUGGACUCAUCUGGCAAACUGAGAUCACAUGAGCUCAUUCUCUCAUAUGGUCUGGCUCUUGUAAGGUUUGUCAACUUGAUCACAGAAAGAAAACAGAAAAUGGUCAGUGUUCCUCUGAGAAAACUAGCCAUAGAGGUGGGUAUCCCUACCUGGGUUGUGGAUCUCCGUCAUGAGCUGACUCAUGGGAAGCUGCCCCGCUUGGCUCUGUGCCGCAAGGGUUGUGAUGUUGUGCUGGACUGGCUACGAAAGACUUAUUGGAGCCGUCAGUUGGGCAAUAAUUUGUGUGAGGAAAGUGAAGAGGAGGAUGAGGAAGAGGAACAGGAAGAGAUGGAGACAAACACAGAGUUGGGCAGUGAGACAUGGGAGAUUCAAACCCCACAGCAUGAGGUCUGUCAGAAACAUAAGGAAUUCCAUGAGAAAGUCAGAGAUGUGUUGAUAUCCUACAAAAAUGAGCUGUUUCAGGUUAUGCAGGCAGUCCAGUCUGUUUCAAAAUCUCGAGAACUGUGGUCUAAUUCUUCUUCAGAAGUGGACUGGAUUCUGGCUCAGAUCAAAGACUUAAUGCAGGAGAACAGGGAGACAGUGGCUGAAGUUCUUCUCAGUGAUGGCUUUCUCAUUCCAACAAUGGAUUGUCUGAAGAUGUUAAAUAUAAAGUAUGAAGCAAAUAAAGAGGUAUGGCAGUUCAAAAUUCCUCAGACAUUUUACUGCUUUUGGCAGCCCUUGCUGACAAGCAUUCUUUCCCGAAGUUUUACACAGACCCUAAUAGACAAAAUGUUUAUGAAGUUGAAGGAAUGUUCUGACUCUUCAGAUCUCCAGUCUCAAUUCCUGAUCAACUGGAUUUCUGAGAUGCUGACUAGCAUUGCUAGAGUUAACAGUGGGAAGAAAAGACGUCGCUGUAACAAACAAGCAUACAUGAAGGAAUUGUUCCUUCGAAAAGUUCCUUUGCAGUGGGUAAGACUGACUGAUAACUGCUUGGAAGCUCCCUGCUGGGCAACCCCACACCUCCUUCAGCUGAUCCUCACAAGCAUGAGACCUCGUUUGCCACGUUCUUCACGAAAGAAUCUUCUUUAUCUUACAUCCAUUUACACGGAAGAAGGUGGCCCUUUGUCCACUCCAGGCCUCUCUUCGGACUGUGGCAAACAGCCAGUUUACACUAUAGAGAGCCUACAGUGGGCUAGGCUAGAAAAUCAGAUCAAAAAUGAAGGGCAGACUAUAGAGAAACAAGAUGAUGUACAAGAAAGAGAUGAUGGUGUAGAGGAAGUAGAGGAGGAGGAAGAAGAGAUAACUGAAACAAAUCAUUUGGGAGGACUUGCUCAUUCUAAUAUCAUGGUGGCUAUUGCUGAGAAAAAGGCAAAGCUGCAAGGGUCUGCCUGGCAGAUUGUUGCAGAUGAAGUGCAAUGGAAGGAUUUUCCUCUUGGGAAACUCCCAGGUCAGACAGAUGACCCUGAUGGUCUCAUGUUGGAUAAUUACUCCAUGAUGUCUCUGCUUGAUCAGCCAAUGAAAGAUGAGUGGAAGUCUUCCACUACAAACUCUGCUGAAUUAAAUGUUCCUGUGACAGGAGGAUUAUUGUGGACCCAGAACGACUUGAACAAAAUAAAAAGUGGCCUUCAACUUUUCUAAGACUGAAAAUUGCUCUGCAGCUUUCAGUGUUGUGCAAGAUAAGUGACAGAGGAACUUGUAAUGGUGGUUGGGAAGUAGCCACUCCCAGGAUUUUUUUUCCAUGAGGAUUUAUUACUUUUUACUGUAUAAAAUCACAAUUUUGCAAGCAUGUUGUUCUGUUUGUAGUGGCUAUUGUCUGCUUAACCACUGUCAAGAACUUUGAGCUCUAGCUGAUGUUUGUGAAAUACAGCCAAUACUCUUUGGAAUCCCUUUAAUUUUUUCUAUGGUUAAUAAAUAUCACUAACUGAAGGCAAACAUUCUUUCUGGAUU